This is a messenger RNA of Anopheles bellator, 3579 nucleotides long. RefSeq lists its product as uncharacterized. Bases 348 to 2450 code for a protein of 700 amino acids. Gene Ontology annotation, cellular component: membrane. The record is from RefSeq and is a predicted model, not a curated record. The transcript is spliced from 4 exons. Lineage: Eukaryota; Metazoa; Arthropoda; Insecta; Diptera; Culicidae.
UUGAUUAGAUUACCGGUCGCCCAUUUACUAGGUUAGGUUAACAAACGCCACCGAGCGCCGGUGGCUUCCGUAUCCUGCGAAGUGUGAGAGACGUAAAGUCCAGAGUGCAAAUCGUGGCCACACGCGAAAAUGAGCCCCAUCGCCGGCGAAGCAUCGUUUCCAGCGUUUAUGGGCCACACGGACACAGCGCACCAGGAGUGAACCCGUAAAGUGUUAGUGUUUAAUUAAACUCAACAUCGUCCGGUGCGACAGGCAACCAAAACCAGGGAUAUCCCUGAGCCGGUAGUUGGGAAUCGAUCGAAACUCCUGCGAAGGACGCGGCAGGACGCCGUAAUCUAGUCGUCAACAUGGGUGCGCCACCUGCCAAGAAGCCGCUGGUCAACAGGAACCUAAUAUCUUUGAAGAUUGUCCUCUUUCUCUUCUACGGAGCCUUGGGAUGUCUGCAUCCGUAUCUGCAGAAGCACAUGACCCUGACCGGGUUGAACUACUACGAAUCGCACCUGGUGACACUGAUUGCGCCACUGGUGGCGAUCCUGGGACCGCUGAUUAUCGCCCCGCUCGUCGAUCGACUCGCCGGCCGCUCGGGGUCCUCGUUCGGCAAGCGAUUGCGUCUGCUGGCCUCACUCUGUAUGAUCCUCUCGGUGGUCCUCUACUCGGUGCUGUUUUUCGUCGUGCCGCGCGUCGAACGGGAAGAGUCCAGCCGGUCGAUGGUGAGCUUCGCCUGUGACUACGAUGGUGCCAUCAUCUUCCAGCAGCGCUGCAGCGAGGAGCGAACCUGCUACCAGUGGAAACGAGAAAAGAUUGGCCACCUGACGCUCACGAACUGCUCGUACACCUGCCAGAAGCCGGUCGAGUUCGAGAACCUGAACCACCCGUACACGAAGGGUCUGGUGCUGCCUUCGUCCACCGAGAGCUCGGUCGAGGACGAGGACUACGAUCUGAGCGAUGAGCCACUGCCGGCACCGGAAAACUUCAAACUGCAGCCACGGGUCGAGGUGGACAACACCCCAAUCCCGGUGCCACACAUUUGCGAGCACAAGGGGGACCGCGAACGGGAACUCUGCCAUGCGUACACCUCGGCCGCGACCUCCCUCAAGCUGGCCACGGUUCUGCGGAGCGCGGUGAACGAGGAGAACGAGACGCACAGUGCCGAGUGGUGCCGCUACCCGCUCGACGGGUUCUCCUGCGAGAUCCCCGAGAAGCAGAUCACCUGGAUGAAGCUCCUGACGAACUCGUCGAACUGUACGCCUAAAGUGGAGUGCGAAGUGAGCGAUCCGUACGACGAUGAAGAGAGCGUCCUGUCCGAGAGUGUUUGCAUGAAAAUUGUCGGUGACCCGGAGUUGACGUUCUGGUCGUACCUGGUGCUCCGGUCGCUGGGCGAUGCGUUCCUGUUGGCCGUCAUUGUGCUGCUGAAUGCGGCCACCAUCAUCGCGACCCGGGAAACUUCCAGUGGACGGGGAGACUUUGGUCGGCAGAUUGUGUGGGGUGCGAUCGGGUGGGCCAUCUCGUACUUUGCCCUCGGCUGGUUCCUCGAAACGUACUACGGGUACGUGGGGCUGGCCCUGCUGGCCGCCCUCGUGCUGCUGGUGUCUUCCGGUAUGCCACUGACCCCGCCGGAGAUGUGGUGGCACACAAAGUGCGGUAUGGUGGCCAUCCCCAUGUCAGCCAUCCGUCGGUACGGACCCGAAACGGCCGGACUCUGUCUGGUGACGCUCAUCCUCGGAACCUUCUGGGCCGUGCUGGACAACUACGAAGGGGUGCUGGUCAAGACGUACGAUAUUCACCCGCUGGCCGAGGACUACUACGGGGAGGUGUGGAGCGCGUUCAUCGUCCUCGGGGCCCUGCUAAUGAUCCCGGCCCUGUGGUACGCGGAGAAGAUUGUGGAUUUUUGCGGUCACUCGAACAUACUGAUCUCCGCCAUCACGACGUUCAUCCUGCGCUUUUCGCUGCUCGCCUCCACCGACGUCACCUGGUGGCGCGUGGUGAUCGACUUCCUCUACCCGGUGACGCUCGGGCUCACCUGGCUCACGAUCGUGUUCUACAUGCGGCACAUCAUUCCGCGCCGGGUCAUCACCACCGGCCAGGCACUCCCAGUGAUCUUCCACUUCUGCUUGGGCCGCUUCCUCGGGGCACUGAUCGGAAUGUGGACCAACAUCGAGCACCUGAUCGUAACCUUCCAGGCGUUGGCCAUCACCGCGUGCGUCAUUUCGGUCAUCUACUUCCUGCUCUACCACCUCGUCCUAGCGCCACGCUGUGCCGCUCGGCUGCACCACGAACCGUCCGCCACCGCGCUCCACAUCACUGGCCCGGAGGGAAACGCCAACGGACAGCAGCAGCAGCAGCAGGGACCGGCACAAGGACAGCAGCAGCCAGUGCAGACGAACGGAAGCUACCAGCCGCUGCGAAUCUAUCACAACUAUCGCGGGCGCAAGGGACACUUCCGUUACUAAACGGCCAACGGCCGGGGGCGCAACUGUUCCCUCCCCUCUCUCUCGCUCUGCGAUUCCUUCCUAGUCCAGUGUCCGUUCAGUGCAGGCAGGCUGACGGACCUCCUAGCGCACCUUCGUUCGAUCGACACUCUCGAUUGUGAAACCAAACGUCCUUAUUGAAAGUCCGCGGAGAGCGAUCAUUCUGCACAACCCGUCCCCUCCCCAUUCGACUAACGACUAACAACGACAGUAUCGAUUGUUUUCUGUUUUCCUUCGCCGAUUCAAAUGAACGCAUCCAACAGACUUACUAUUUAUUGGACCGCCGGAUCCCGAAACGCAAGUCCUGUUGGAUUCUAGGUUAGUGUAGUUAAAAUACGAACCCUCCAGUCCCUUUUCCCUCUCUCGACAAGCAUCGUAUCCUGCGGUACACCACCGGCAGUGUUUUACGAUGGCGGUGUCUAUGGUUAAGUAAUCUAAAUUCACUAUUUCGACGACGCUAAAUCUAGCGAUCCUUUGAGGGGUCCCCUUAACUAACGAGAGAAACGAAACGUUUACGACCAUUAAAUGGAAAGCGAUCCAAUAAGCCAGCAAAGCCCAAUCAAAACCACAGCUCCCGGUACAUGUUACAUGCCUGAAUCUCUCUCUCUCUCUCUUAGUGAUAGAACGACGGACAGAUGAUACCAACGGCACGCGUGCCUUCUCUAUUUACUCUCGUCUGCAAUCCGUGAACACAAAAGUAACAAUAUUAACCUACUGUACUCUACUCGCACCCAAACUCAGAGCUCCACCGCGAUUGUGCAAAAACUCGCCUUAACCACACGGACCCCACACACGGUGCUAAUGGGAUGUCCGCUGUCCGCAAAUGUCUUUAGCCGUAAGUGCAGCAGAAGCGCCUUGAGCAGGAGAACGAAUUGUUAACCUGAGGCAAGCGAGUCUAUUACUCCUGUCGCCGUCGCCGCCGCCGCCGAACCAGCAGCCGCAGCACGCAAGUGACCGCCCGCGCCCUGGGCUGGUUUGUGUUCUUUCUUUUUGCAGCUAUUAAUGUUGACACUACAUAUAUAUAUAGAGAGAGCGACACAACAUAGUUCAUAUUUGUAAAUAAAUUUAAGCAAUACCGAAAAAGCGGAAGAACUUUUGGGGCCAGUUUGCC